This is a messenger RNA of Ictalurus punctatus (channel catfish), 2174 nucleotides long. RefSeq names its product tyrosyl-tRNA synthetase 2, mitochondrial (gene yars2). The coding region runs from base 24 to 1466 and encodes 480 amino acids. NCBI's taxonomy places the organism in Eukaryota, Metazoa, Chordata, Actinopteri, Siluriformes, Ictaluridae. Gene Ontology annotation, biological process: tyrosyl-tRNA aminoacylation. Gene Ontology annotation, cellular component: mitochondrion; cytosol. The record is from RefSeq and is a predicted model, not a curated record. The transcript has 5 exons. Gene Ontology annotation, molecular function: RNA binding; tyrosine-tRNA ligase activity; ATP binding.
GCCUUAAUGACGUCAUUUCGAACAUGGCGGCGUCCUGUGGCCGCAACCUGUGCAGAGGAUGGCGAGGGAAAACGGGGUUUAUAUUAAAAAGCCCGUCUCCGGUUUGGUUUCCGAAGGCUACCUUUCACAGAUCCUCAGUCGGUAGAAAUGGAUUUCUGUCGUCGCUUCACAAACGAGGCUUUCUGAAGGAGUCUUUCCCUGAAAACGCGGCUCAGGUGAAUCUUCCCCAGCUGCUGCAUUCGGCCCAGCAGACCGUGUACUGCGGCUUCGACCCGACCGCCGACAGCCUGCACGCCGGCCACCUGCUGCCGCUCAUCGGCCUGCUGCACUUCCGCAACGCCGGGCACCACGUGAUCGCGCUGAUCGGCGGAGCCACGGCGCGGAUCGGCGACCCGAGCGGCAAAUCCAAAGAGAGAGAGUGCCUGUCAGCCGCCGUGGUGGACAGCAAUGCCAGGUCCGUGCUGGAAAGCUUGCACCGGAUCUUCACCAACCACGAGCUUUACUUCUGUAGCGAUCCGCAGAGACUGGGCACCGUGCGCGUGCUGAACAACGCCAGCUGGUACCGGGACUGGACCGUGGUGGAGUUUCUGGCCGAGGCGGGCCGGUAUUUCCGCAUGGGCACUCUGCUGAGCAGACACAGCGUGCAGUCCCGCUUAAAGAGUGCCGAGGGCAUGAGUCUCAGCGAGUUCUCUUACCAGCUCUUCCAGGCCUUUGACUUCUAUUACCUGCAUCAGGUGCACGGCUGCAGAAUACAGCUGGGGGGCACAGAUCAGCUGGGGAACCUGAUGUCUGGCCAUGAAUUCAUUCACAAAAAGACAGGAGAGGAAGUAUAUGGACUGACAGUACCACUGUUGACCACCUCAGUGGGAGAUAAGCUGGGGAAGACUGCAGGAAAUGCUGUAUGGCUGAACCGGAAUAAAACGUCUCCCUUUGAGUUCUACCAGUAUUUCCUCAGACUGCCAGACAACAAUAUGGAACAGUACCUGAAGCUGUUCACCUUCCUGCCACUGGCUGAGGUGGAGAAAGUGAUGGAGCAGCAGAGGCAGGAUCCAGGCAAGAGAACAGCACAUAAACGGCUUGCUGCUGAGGUAACCAAGCUGGUGCAUGGCAAAGAGGGGCUGGAAAGUGCCAAACGAUGCACCAACGCUCUGUACCACAGCAGCAUCGAGGCUCUGCAGCACAUGGAUGAUGCUGAACUGAAGGAGUUGUUCAGAGAAGCACCAUUUCAGGAGUUCUUUCUAGAGCCAGGUACCACGGUACUGGAUGCCUGUCGUCGGUGCCAGGCCAUUCCUGAAGGACCCAGAGGGUAUCAGAUGAUAACUGAUGGUGGUGUGUGGAUUAACCACCACAGGGCAUCAAACCCUGAGCAGGUACUUGUCCCAGGUCAGCACAUCCUCUCGAACGGACUCAGUCUGAUCCGAGUGGGCAAAAAGAACUUCUACAUCAUUAAGUGGCUGAGCAUGUGAUUCACAUCUUAACUAUGGAUAAAUUAAGAGUCUGCACAAAUGAAGUACUGGACAUGUACUCGUUGUACAAGCCAUACACAGACCGAUGUUUGUUUAUGGAACCACAGGGCUGCUGAUCAGUGGAUUUUGUAAGGCUCCUUGUAGGAAGAAGAGACCGGCUACAAGGAGCCGUGCUGCAGAAAUAUAGAAGAACUGAGAAAAGAUCCUAUUAAACACUGCGUUUGUUUGUGUGUUUUGUCUCAGAAAUUUUAUACCACAUAUGUUAAGAACCAGGAAAAUGUUCAACCUUUUAAAGUGCAGUUAUACAUUCUGCCACAAGAUGUCAGUCAAGUGUUUUUUUUUUUUUUUCUAGAUGCCUAUACAGUUUUAAAUUCCUUUCUUCCAAGUUUCAGAAAUUAGAGCAACCCCGGUCCUGCACAUUUUGGUGUUUGCCCUCCUCUAACUCACGUAGUUCAGGCUCAUAAGUUGAAUCAGGUGCGCUGGGACCAGGAGGAAAAAAAAAAAAAAAAAAACAGGACCAGGAUUGAGAAGUACUACAUGAGAUGUAUGAUGUAUAAUACAACCUUGUGAGUUGCAAAUUAUUAUUAUUUUUUUUCUUUUAAGUCAUUUGAAUGGCAAGAUUUUGUUACACUUCAUAUACUAUAAAUGCAAGAUGUCUCAGAUAUUCCCACUUCUGAAAUAAAUGUCACACUGGAUUGAGGAAAAACA